This is a messenger RNA of Danio aesculapii, 3363 nucleotides long. RefSeq names its product zinc finger CCCH-type containing 12Ab (gene zc3h12ab). The transcript has 6 exons. Gene Ontology annotation, molecular function: RNA endonuclease activity; metal ion binding; mRNA binding. Gene Ontology annotation, biological process: nuclear-transcribed mRNA catabolic process, RNase MRP-dependent; 3'-UTR-mediated mRNA destabilization. The record is from RefSeq and is a predicted model, not a curated record. Gene Ontology annotation, cellular component: cytoplasmic ribonucleoprotein granule; nucleus. The coding region runs from base 178 to 2061 and encodes 627 amino acids. NCBI's taxonomy places the organism in Eukaryota, Metazoa, Chordata, Actinopteri, Cypriniformes, Danionidae.
UUUGACUUCCUGGUUUCUUUAAUAAAGGUGUGACGAUACUGUCUGCUGUAUUUUGCUGAUUUGAGUUCAACAGAAAGGUAGCUUACGAGCUCAUUGGGUUAAUUACAACAAGACGGCGGCUCAGAACACAGAUGAAGUAGAGGUGUGACCGACAAAGACGGUUUUCCAGAGGAAGAGAUGAGUGCUGAAAUUAGCACCAUCCCCACAUUACAGUUAUAUUUGGAUUCCCUUUGGCCAUCCAGUGUCGGAUCUAAAACCUUUGACAUAAACCCUUCCACUGCAUGGGUAUCAGCAUCCACGUCUCCGUACAAACCUCCUGUGUCUUCCAGCAUUAAUAUGGACCCCUGUCAGCCCAGUCCAACACAAGAAGAGUCCUCAGAACUGGGCUCUGAGUUUCAGACUCAGCUCGACCUGUUUCUCAAGCUGGGGUUUUCCCAGACGCAGGUCCGCGCGGCUUUCCUGAAACUCGGGCUUCAUGCGGACACAAACAAGGUUUUGGGUGAGCUAAUAAAGGCUGCUGGGGAACCAGAGGAUAAAGAUGAUUCUACAGCCUCACCAACGCUGGUUUCACGCGGGGAUGGUUCUGGUAAAGUCAGAAGCACCAAAAACCAGAGUGUAGCAACAGUGAUGAACACUCAGGAGGAGCUGGUGGAGGACGAAGAUGCACUCAGACCCAUAGUCAUUGAUGGUUCUAAUGUAGCCAUGAGCCACGGGAACAAGGAAGUGUUUUCCUGUCUGGGAAUUCAGCUGGCAGUGAACUUUUUCCUGGAGCGGGGUCACGUUGACAUCACCGUGUUCGUGCCUUCCUGGAGAAAAGAGCAGCCGCGACCUGAUGUACCCAUCACAGAUCAACACAUUCUGCGAGAGCUAGAGCGGAGUAAACUCUUGGUGUUCACACCGUCCAGAAGGGUGGCAGGAAAACGUGUGGUGUGCUAUGACGACCGUUUUAUCGUGAAGUUGGCAUACGAAUCCGAUGGCAUUAUUGUGUCCAACGACACUUACCGAGAUCUGCAAGGAGAGCGCCCCGAGUGGAAACGCUUCAUAGAGGAGAGGCUUCUCAUGUACUCCUUCGUCAACGACAAGUUUAUGCCUCCGGAUGACCCUUUGGGAAGACAUGGACCCACCCUGGACAACUUUCUCAGAAAGACUCCACGGAUACCUAAAAAACAGCCCUGUCCUUAUGGGAAGAAGUGCACUUACGGAAACAAGUGCAAGUUCCAUCAUCCCGAGCGAAACAAGCAAUCCCAGCGUGCCCUGGCCGAUGAGCUCAGAGACAAAGCCAAAAUUUCAUCGGCACCACACAAACCUCAAGUUGCCAGUCAGAGUCCGUCUCUGGAGGAAACCGUAGAGCAGAAACUCUCUCUGGAUGCGUGUGGAUCCGUCAAAAAAAGUUACGUCAGUGAAAAUGUCAUCAUCGUUAACGCUAGCCCGCAACCAACCCAACGCAAGUUUCCAAUCAAAAAAGAGCGUCGGCAUUCUCCAACAAGCUUAGACUCUUUCCCCAAUGGAUCCCAGGACCGUUUGGAUUCUGGCUUAGGCUCCUACGAUUGCCACACUUCAGAAACUUCCCACUGCGACCAUAGGAAAUCCAAACCAUCAAGCGGUGGGAGGCAUCGCUACAUUCCAGCCAACAGCCAGCCUUGCAGUUGCUGUUCUUACCAAUCCUACCAGCACCACAGCAGCUCCCCUAACUCGGCUUACAAUCAACCCAGGUAUCACUCCUAUGGAGGAGGUCCAGUUUACCCACACUCAAACAUGCACCAGUAUUCAUUUCCACACAAUAGAGGUCCUCCCCCUCAUCAAGGCUACUGGUCAGACCAUUAUGGUGCCUAUCCUCCAGCAUCCCACAAUGCCCUGCAGUCGGAGAGAGGACAUGGACACUGGUCGCCAUCCAAUCACAGUCCUCAGUGGUCCGAACGGGAGCAGGUGAGGAAGAAAUUACUUGCGAUUUUCAAUGCACGUUUGGUGGACAGAGCCAUGGACAUGUUCCCUUAUCUUCUGGACCCACAAAGACUGGCCGCAGAGAUUUUGACCCUUCAGUCUCAGGAUGGAGCUUUAUGAGAUUAUUGGUAUUGAUCGAAGGACUAGAUAGUAAUGCUAGCUCCUGGCACUUAAUGUUACGUCAAGAUCUCAGUGUAGUGUAGCUAAAACAACAUUAAGGUCUCAUUGCUCCUCAAUGACACCUUCACAUCAGAUGUGUUCUCAUGACCCGUUUUUGCUGAGUCAUUCCAUAUUUAUAAAGAAAUCUGAUGAAUGGCAUUAUAUGCUAAUUACAUAUGCGGCGUACACGUUCAUAUUUGCAUUUCACAUAUAUGAAAUGUCAUAUAUGCAACAUAUAUUUCAAAGUAUUGCAAAAACAUUCAUUUACAUGUGUGUGUAUUUUUUUUAAAGGUGCAGUAUGUAAGUUUGUCACCCAGUGGUUGAACUAGGUAUUGCACUCCUGGACUAAAACAAACGCAAGCGCAGGUUGCCGGAUUGGGGACAGGAGCGAGUGAUUUAAUCUGUGUUCUAAAUAAAAGCAACAGGAUGCGAUAGAGAGAAUAUUUUUUGAUGUUAGAAGUUUUUGUCCUAACCAACACCUCGAAAUGAUAUAUUAGAAAUGGCUUCUAUUUCACACAGAACAACAGAAACAUGAUCACCUCAGGUAAACCUCAUGUGCUUUAUUCAGUGUUAAAUGCUAACAAUGUGAGUUUGAAUGGCAUUUCACAUCACAUUUAUUGCCAUAUACUGAAAGCAGCUGAUAGCUCAUCUCAGAUCUUGAAAAUAAAAUAGAACUAAACACAUAUCAGGGAUUCAGCAUGUACAUUAAAAAUGUUAAAGAGGUUUAAUAUGUAUUAAUUGGAUGAUAAAUCUUAUCAUUUCGUGAGUGAGUGCAUAUUCUGUGCUUCUGAAUGGCUGUGUUUAAACUUCUGUUGUGUUUCGUCUGGUGCAAACAGCCAAAUUGCUUAUCACUGCGUAUCUCGUCAUGAAGUGUGUUGUUGGGACAUGCGGUUUACGUUCAUAAUAUUUAUAUUAUUUGCUAAUUAAUAACCUCAUGUGGAACUGAGUCUGCUACUGUCCACCGGAGGUUGCAUUUCAGUCAUGCUUUUAGAGCCUUUCUGAAUGAAUGAAUGAAAUACGCCGUUUUGCACCAAGGCAACCCGGGGGGCUGAAAUAUAAUUGGCUAAACUGGCUUUGGGCAGGUUAAAAGACCCAAAACAAAGACAGCGUUCAGUCACGGAAAACACAUUUUCAAAGCAGAAUAUCUGACUUCAGCAUUGAUUUUCAGAUAAACAAGAAUGUUCACUUAGCAUGUUUCUCAAAUAUCUGCAAAUUUAUUAUGGUAUGCUUUUAGAAGUCAAAAACUAACAUACAGCACCUUUA